Molecule: messenger RNA, 3215 nt
Organism: Marchantia polymorpha subsp. ruderalis
Lineage: Eukaryota; Viridiplantae; Streptophyta; Marchantiopsida; Marchantiales; Marchantiaceae
Source: the annotation of a GenBank genome assembly
GGAACAAAAUAAACUACGGGUGAGGCCCCAAACAUGCUCACAGUUUUGUGAGAAAAAAACUACAGAGUACAAGUUCCCUGCGGGGAAGGGAGGCAACGAGGGAGGAGCCCGAUGGUCGAGCGGGAGGGCCCUCCCGAUAGUCGAAGCGGGAGGUCGGGCUGCGGGCCAGGGACCGCCUGGCAUCGGGCCCGGGCGGGCAGAGCUCGCGUUCCCCCGAAAGUGGAGAGCCCUUAGUGACGAGGCUGGGGGAGGAGCGUGGGCGGGCAACGGGUAGAGGAGACGAGACGAGAGGAGGAGCAGGAGUCGCAGACCAGGACAAAGGCGAGGACGGGGAAACGCGGGGUCAUUGACGGAGGGAGCGAAGCCAUCGUCAAUGGAAAUUGAGCUUAAAGCUCGCGGCACGAGGCGCAGUAGCAGCUGCUGCCGCUGAUUAGAAUCUUGAUCCGCACUUUCUUGCACGCUCGGGAAUCGAUUCAUCGCUCGAGUCGGAGAAUCAAAGAGAAAAAGAAUUGUCUAAUCGUAACGGGCAGUGCGCUUUCUCCGUGCACGCGUUCUGGACGUUUUCUUCACGUCAGCUCAGAUUUGCGCCUGGACAGUCCGUUGACAUUGGAAACUUGGUCCGCGGUUGAACUCGAAGAAGGGGAGCAGGAAACUGAAGAGCUUGUGGAAGAAUCCGGAUUGUGAUAGAAGUGUACGAUUGAAGCACUGGUGCUCUGAGGUUUGUCAGAUCUCGAACCACUCUGCAAGGCAGGUCGAAAGUCGACUGCGGUGGGUUGCAGGGAAGAAACCGGCGGUGAUCAUCGUGCGGAAGGAAUUAUCGAAGUUAGAAACACUUCAAAAGGAAGGGAAAUUGUUACGUUGUGUAGCACAAACAGGUUCAGGCAGCACGGAGCGCAUCAACCUUUUAUUCUCUUUAUCGCCAAAAUCCCGGGUUCUCCUCGCGGAAUAAUUGCAUAUCUCAAGCAGAACCCCAACUUGGAAUCAAAGGGCUAAUAGUAUGGGCGGCGGCCAAUCGCACGUGAAGCCUCCCGCGCCUGAGUUCGAUACAUCGAGGCCUGUCCCAUCAGCUUCACGGCUGAACCGACGCUUUUCGAGGAAAUUUUCGUAUAUAUCUGAUCAAUACCAAUCCCUCGAACAGGUCACAGAAUCCCUAGUGAACGCCGGUCUAGAAUCGUCAAACCUGAUCCUGGGGAUUGACUUCACCAAGAGCAAUGAGUGGACUGGAAAGCAGUGCUACAAUGGGCGUAGCCUUCACGCAAUUGGAGAGCACUAUAAUCCUUACGAAUAUGCCAUAUCCAUUAUCGGUCGAACAUUGUCAAAAUUCGACGAAGACAACCUGAUACCAUGUUUUGGCUUCGGAGAUGCUCCAACCCAUGAUCACUUCGUGUUUAGCUUCUACGAAGAUCAGCGUCCAUGUCACGGUUUUGAGGAAGCGCUUCAUAGAUACCGACAGUUGGUGCCUUGUCUUCGCCUUGGUGGACCUACAUCUUUCGCCCCAAUCAUCGACGCAGCCGUGGGCAUCGUGGAGGAAAGUGGUGGUCAAUAUCAUGUGCUAGUCAUCGUUGCGGAUGGGCAGGUCACAAGUAGUGGCGAGACAGGACCUGGAAAACUCAGUGCUCAGGAGAAAGCGACUAUUGAUGCAAUAGUGGCAGCCAGUGACCACCCCUUGUCAAUCAUACUGGUUGGUGUGGGUGAUGGACCUUGGGAUAUGAUGCGGGAAUUUGAUGACAAUAUCCCAGCCCGCGCAUUUGACAAUUUUCAGUUUGUGAACUUUACGGAUAUUAUGUCGAGAGGUUUGCCGAUGGAACAGAGGGAAGCAAAGUUCGCCCUGUCUGCAUUGAUGGAGAUCCCACAACAGUUCAAAGCAACUCAAGAGCUUCGAUUGUUGGGGCGACGUAUGGGACGAACUCAACACAUUCAACCUCUUCCUCCACCUCAAGCAGUGUUACACGCAGAUUCCCAAUUACGUUCUGGUUAUGCCCAGCCUGGUGGCUACACUCAGUCAGGAAGCUUCGCUUACAACCCAGGCGUUUCCAGGGCCGUUCCGCCUUACGCGUCUGUUGAUACUUAUCCUCCCAAGUACACGUCGCCGCCUGAUUACAGGAAUUUACCACCACAUCAAUACCCACCUCCCGCAUCAGCUUAUACGUACCCCCCUCAACAAAGUAGAGUACCUGAAGUUCCAAAAGAAUAGAACGAAGAGCAGGGGCUACUUUUCACCAGAGUAUGCACUAGAAGGCGUCUUAUCCGAGAAACUGGAUGUGUAAAGCUUUGGUGUUGUCUUGCUGGAAAUCGUUGCUGGAAGACAGUGCAUCGAUCUGAAGUUGCCACAGGAACAAAGUAUUCUACGCUCCUGGGCUAUAACUUUGUACACGGAAGGCAAGGUUUUGAACUUGGUCGAUAAAAGAUUGGAGGGCGAUUAUGACGAAGAAGAAGUACUGCUCGUGGUGAACAUGGCUCUGUCUUGUCUGCAAGCAGAUCCCAAGAAACGCGCAACGAUGUCUCAACUUUUGAACGUCCUCAUGAAGAACUCAAAUGCAAGUGUAGCUGUGGACAUCGUCAACGAGCUAAAAUCCCAGACACCAUACUUGUGGAGCAUAUCAGAGGACGAACACUACGUGGAUGCCUAUCCUAGUAGACAAGGCGUUCAAGGAGAAUCAGCCGAACUUGCCUUAAUGUCAUCAUUUGCCGCCGAUUCACAAGCCUCGGUUAUGGUGCCUCGAUAGUACCUACAUGAGCUCAUGCAGUAUCUCAACUUUCUAGAUUAGGUCGUCUGUUCCCUAUGUCCUCUCCCAGGUAUCUCAGCUGACAUUACCUUUGCGUGUGCCCUUGAGACACUGUCGUAGGGAGAUCAGUGUUUACCUUGAACAAGAGCCCAUAUAAUUUAUGCUCCGCCUAAUUUCAAGAACUGCAUUCCGAUCGCGAGUUAUAGAAGGGUCACAUAUUUUAAUACUCUAUGUAAUUUCUUAUCACUUAUUCGUUAAACUUGCUAGUUAGUUGCUAGUUGCUAGCUAGCUACUACUUGUUAAUAUAGAUUCUGGAUUGAAUAUUGCCUCAUACCGAAACCAAACUGAUGUAUGAGAGAAAAACAGAAAUCUUAAGAUGACAGUUUAAACAUCUUAAUGUGAAUCGAUUAGCUUUUUUAAGGUCUUCAAAUAUGAGAGCAUAUGAGUCACCAUUGUAGUCAUUCUUGACCAUGCAAAGACUCCACUCUG